AGGGGGUGAAUAUCCUUCACAGCGAAAAUGGGCAACAUUUUGGUGAGUAUGACGGAGUGGACUGCCCAGCAGUUUGCGGUCACCUUCGUUUGGGUUUAUGUCGUGCUACUAGCAAUUCAGCGCUUCAUUUUCGAUAAGCCAUGGGGAGCACAGGCUAGGUGCCGUAAGGCUAUCGAAACGAAUGAAAAAACUAGAGCAAGUGGUUUUGACGAGUUCCGCUCCCGCGUGGCUACCAAUGAUACUGCUGUCAUUGAGAGGCGGAAGGAAAUUCUUUCAUGGUCUUUGCUUGAACUCAGAGAUCGCUUACAAAAAGAUGACCUGAAUGCUACACAAGCCUUGGAAGCGUAUGUGUGGAAGGCCAUGGAAGUUCAGGAAAGACUGAACUGUUGUAUAGAAGUGAUCAAGGAGGCAUUCGAUACUGCUAAUGAAGCCGAUAAGAACUGGUCAGGAAAAACUCAGAAACCACCAUUGUAUGGUGUCCCGUUCAGUGUCAAAGGCAACUUCUAUAUGCCCGGUUACGACUGCUGCGUUGGUCUAGCGAAAUUCCUUGAUCAGCCAAGAUUAGAGGAAUGCACCCUUGUGACUCAUCUACGGAAUAUCGGGGCUGUCCCUUUUGUCAUUACAAACGUACCGCAAGCCCUCAUAUCUUUUGUGUGUUCCAACUCUGUUUACGGGACUACUUCGAAUCCGCAUGAUGUGAAAAGAUCACCGGGAGGUUCCUCUGGCGGAGAAGGAGCGCUUUUCAUGGCUGGUGGCACUGCAUUCGGUACGGGAAGUGAUCUUGCGGGAAGUUUGCGUAUUCCUGCCGCUUUCUGUGGAUUUGUAACUUUGAAGCCUACAGAAGGUCGCUUUGUCGUGGAAAAUACUCAUCCUGGAGUGCCAGGUCGUUCGCGCCUUGCUCUUAGUUUUGGUUUCUACACACAUACGGUAGAGAAUCAAGUGGCGCUGCUCAGAAAUGUCAUAGGUGAUCCCGAAUAUCGAAAAAUUGUACCCAGAUCCAUUCCAGCUCCACUAAAUGAAAAAAUUUUACAUGAUACAGCGAAAUUGCGUAUUGGCUACUUCGAUGAUGACGGAUUCUGUCCCCCGGUUCCAUGCGUCAAGAGAUGUGUACAAGAGACAGUCGAACGUCUAAGGCAAGAAGGUCAUGAGCUCGUUCGAUUCACUGUCCCCGAUGUAGACGAAAUGGUGCAGAUUCUUUACAAACUUAUAACUUCUGAUGGGGGCAGCUAUCUGCAAGCUCUAUAUGGGAAUGACGUUGUGGAUCCGUAUAUGAAGGAGUUCGUGAUGAUGUUGAAGAUUCCUCGCUGCAUACGUUACGUUGCAUCGUGUCUCCUGCACAAGAUCAGUCCGCAGCUGUCGGCUCUAUGUUCUGCAUAUGUCUCAAAUCUUGAAGAUUUGCGGUACACUCAAGAACGAUGUGAUGACUACAGGCUCAAGUUCACCGAGUACUGGAAAAGAUUAGGUAUCGAUGCUCUAAUCUGUCCGACUUUCCCUGUCCCGGCAGUUCCACAUCAAUAUCCUUCGAGAAUGUCAACCGCAGCAACUUAUACAGCCCUUUUCAAUUUGUUGGAUUUCCCUGCUGGUGCUGUACCCGCGGGAAAGGUGACUGCACAGGACGACGACGAUUUGUUGAAUGAAGCUAAAUACCCCACUGGUUACAACAUCGUUCUGAAAACCAUGCGUGAUGCUGCUUCAAAAAGUGUUGGCUUGCCUCUUUCCGUCCAGGUGGUGACGCUGCCGUAUGAGGAGGAGAAGUGUCUUCGCGUUAUGAGCGAAGUGGAGAAUGUCUGGAAAGAUGACCAUUCUACGGAAGAUCUUUCCACCUGUGUGUCGUUUCGAAGGACACUUGUGUAUGCGAAACAUCUUAAAGUCACCCAGGAGACGAUUCAUUUUCAGUUUGGACAUGAAGAUGAACCAUCUAGAACAAAAAUGAACCUCAUAAAGCAUGAGAAAAAGUUGGGUGGAGAAGACUUCCCUGCACAAAUACCGUCAAGGCCUUCAAAAGCUAUCAUCUACGGAGGCUCCGUCAUUGUCCCUGAUGUCUACAGUUCCGAACAUAUUGCUAGCCACGGUGGUUACGGUUAUUUUAUGAGUGAUCGGCAGGAUCGAGUAAAUCGUCUUCUAUUUCCUGAUGAAGCUACAACUGAGAGUGAAGUUCCGCCAUUGAGCGAUGUUGGACGCGAAUGGAGCGAAAAAACUCCAGUCUACGAGCGGCUGUAUCUUAGUCCCGAGGAGACAGUGUUUCUUUCGAUUGAUUCAAAUGUGCUCGAAGUCUCAGAAAGCAAACGAAUUCUUACGCCUGAUGAGUUAUGGUCACGAAUGAAAGAACUCGGAGGUUCAAAUUUUCUGAAGAGAUAUGCUGUUUAUCGAUAUCUACGUCGCUGUGGUUGGUGUGUACGAAGCGGCUUGCCUUAUGGAUGCCAAUACUUGAUCUACCGCGGAAGUCCUGGAUCUCAUCAUGCGGCUGCCGGCGUCAAAAUAGAGACACAGAUAGAGCCGAGAUUCUUUAUCGGACUGAAUCGUGCCCUUACAAAUAUGAAGAAGGCUCUCGUUAUAAUGACACCCAUAAUUCCUGAUGGACUCAAUACUUCUACACAAAGAUGCGUGGAUUCUGUGCAUAUUUCGAUGUCGACUUCAACUACAAUGUUUGUCGAACGCAAAAUGAACGAACUGAAGGCUAAGGACGGUAGCGAGCUUUCUAAAGACAAAGACAUGAAGGACAAGCCGAAGGAAAAGCCGAGUAUGGAAUCAUAGAAGAUUUGAUUGAAGGGUCCAGAUAAAUCUGCUUGGAACAAUGCCUUUGUCAGAACCAAGCAAUGCUCUUUCGGAUUUUAACUUGCCGUUACUGGAUUUCGUGCUGGUUAUGGGUUCAUCUACCUUUGCGAUAAGACAUGCUGGAAGCAUGCUAAUAUGUGUAAUAACCUUCGGUUUUCGGAGGUGGUUUUGGGGGUUUCUAACUCAUUAGAACCUAGCAAAUCACAACUUAGCAAUUAAGGAAAAUUACUCUUAUUCACUGCCUUUCAAAAGUUAGAUUAUCUUAGCUGCCUUUUCUGUUUUCGGUCCAAACACUUUUUAUUUUAUGAUGAUUUUGUUAUUUGGUACCACUAAAUUUACCAUAUGGUUGCUGAACUGUUCAUGACA
Messenger RNA from Cylicocyclus nassatus, 3141 nucleotides. The record is from the annotation of a GenBank genome assembly. NCBI's taxonomy places the organism in Eukaryota, Metazoa, Nematoda, Chromadorea, Rhabditida, Strongylidae.